This is a messenger RNA of Raphanus sativus (radish), 1869 nucleotides long. RefSeq lists its product as uncharacterized. Lineage: Eukaryota; Viridiplantae; Streptophyta; Magnoliopsida; Brassicales; Brassicaceae. Gene Ontology annotation, molecular function: nucleic acid binding; RNA-DNA hybrid ribonuclease activity. The transcript has 10 exons. Bases 1 to 1869 code for a protein of 622 amino acids. The record is from RefSeq and is a predicted model, not a curated record.
AUGAGAAAUCAUCAGGGCGAAGUCACUCACCAUGCGCGAGAGGCUUUUACUGCUUCCCCAGAUAGGCUCACGGCGGAAUUACGAGUACUGAUAUGGGUAUUACAGAGUUUGCGUGACUUACAUGUUCAAGAGGUGGUGAUUGGUUCAGACUUAACAGAGCUGGUUGAAGCAAUUAAAAAGCCAUCGGAUUGGCCUAAAUACCGAUGGUUUCUGCAACAAGUACAUGCUCUUACGGAGGCUUUUCCUAUGGUUUGUUUCGAGAUUAAAUCGGCAACUUCCAAUUUUGUAGCAAGAGAAAUAGCGAAGAGCGUUCUACGCAAUGGUCUCUUUCAGUCUUACAUCGCGUUUGGAGAAACUCCCGAGUGUUCUCUCGAAUCGAAGCUUCAGCAGUUUCAGAAAUGGCAAAGACAAGAGGAGGAGGACAAGUUGGUUCUCGUCGGAGUAGACGCUUUAGUUCUAACGCCAACGAGAAGAAGUAGUAGAAUCAAGAAAGUGGCUGCUCAAGAUGACGAGGUGGAAGAUGAGCUAGAAGAUGUUACACCAGAAUAUAUUCCGCGAGAUGAUGAGCUAGAAGAUGUUACACCAGAAUAUAUUCCGCGAGAUGAUGAGGUAGAAGAUGUAACACCGGAAGAUGUAACACCAAUGGCUGAUCAAGCUGAGAAGGCAAGGUCUGAAGAUGAUAAAGAAGAAGGAGAAGCUUGUUUGAAAGGACAGGAACAGGAAGAGGAUGAAGGAGAACCUGCUGAUAUGGUAGAAGAUGAAGUUCUCAAUGAGGAAGGGAACGAAGAAGUCAGCAAUGCUCAAGAUGAUGAGAUUCCUAGUAACGAAGGAGUUGAGCUACCAUGGGAAGAAGUGAAAGAAAAAAAUAGAAGAGGACCAACAAAGAUGCGUAGAGUGGCUGAAAAUCCAAAUGAAAAGGUUGUGGUCACAUUCACUAACUUUGGUGAGCAUGUUGGACCUGGUUCAGUAACACUAUCAUCUUUUCUUGGUCCUCUUGUGAGGGAACAUGUUCCGGUAACACUUUCUGAUUGGAGAAGACUUGAUGCAGCGACUAAAGCAACAAUGUGGGAAGAAAUUCAGGGGAGGUUUAACUUGCAAGAAGAGUGGCAUAAAGCUGUUAUUUUCAAGCAGUUGGGAAGCUUGUGGAGGGCUGGGAAGUCAAGGCUAGUGUCACAAGUACGGGCAGCGAAGACUGCCGCUGAGAGAUUAAAAUUAAAACCCAGCAACGUCCCAUCUAUUCAAGUGUGGAACACUUGGGUUAGGAGCGAGACUACCUCAAGUUUCAUGGAAAUAAGUAAUAGGUACCGAGAGCUGAGAAAAAAUCAGAUUCCUCAUACCACCAGCCGCAAAGAAAUGAUUCGUCUAGCUUAUGAUAUGGUAAAAAAAAAGAGUCAAUACCCGAAAAAAGUGAGUAGGAGUAAGGUAUGGAUUGCGGGACAUACUCACGCUGAUGGUAGACCCGUGAAGCCUCAAUAUGCUGAGACUAUUGAACAAAUCCAGUCACUUGAUAGUCAAAUGGACUCUACAUCAGCUGCUGAUAAUAUAAGGGAGGAUGCUGUCACCAAGAUUUUGGGAAAAGACAAACCUGGACGAGUAAGGGGGUUUGGUAGAGGGAUUACGGCUACUAAACUAGCAUUUCUGCAAUCUAGAGACGCAAAGAUUGCUGAUAUGGCUAGUGAGAUUGAAGAGUUGAAGGACAUGGUCCGAGAGUUAGCUGGAAAGAAGAAAACUAAUGGUGAGACUGAAACAUCUGAGACAAGUGCUGGAUUCAAAGAAAGAGUCAGAGUACAAAUACUGGAUUGGUUUGAGUCAGAAGAUGUAGUUGUUGGUGAAGGAGAAUUUUGUUCUGAUGAACCGAUUCUGCAUUAA